AUGUACUUGCUCUUGAUCUUGGGCGGUGCCCUGGUCGCCUUUGCUCUUGCAUGGCUGUCUUCAGCCGUCAUCACCGCCGUCUUCUCCCCACUGCGAUAUCUCCCUGGACCCUUCUGGGCAAGGUUUACGCGCCUUUGGUAUGUUAAGCGCGUUUACGAGGGACACUUUGAACAUGACAAUAUUCAAUUGCAUCGUCGGUACGGCCGGGUUGUGCGCAUUGCCCCCAACAUGUACAGCAUCGACGCACCGGAAGCCGUGGGCACCGUCUACGGCAUCGCAUCCAAGAUGCCAAAGUCGGACUGGUAUGAGGGUUGGAAACACCCAUCGCCCGACCGUUGGACCUUGUUUCCGGAUCGAGACAUUCAGAGACACGCAGAAACCAGAAGGCGAUUCCAGGGCCUCUACAGCAUGUCGAGCCUGGUGAGCUAUGAGGGUUACGUCAACGAGUGUACCGAUAUUCUGCAGCGACGACUCUCCGAGUUUGCUAGACACGGUUCCAUCAUUGACAUGACACACUGGUUCCAGUGUUACGCAUUUGAUGUCAUUGGUAACAUCACUUACUCCAAAAGAUUCGGCUUCCUCGGCCGUGGCGACGACGUUGAUGGCAUCAUGAGAGCCCUGCAUGGAUCCAUGAUAUACAGCACCUUGGUAGGCAUCCUCCCGGCGUUGCACAAGUACCUAUACCACGCCAUGAACAAACUAAAUGUCGGCGGAGCUGUCGGGAGAACAUACCUCAUGAAGUUUGUGAGCGAAAGAAUCCAACAGAGAAGGUCGGAAAGAGGUCAAUAUGCAGACAAAUCCGUCUCCUUGGAUGAGAAUGCUCCUCAGGAUUUUCUCGAGAAACUCAUGGUUCAAAAUGAGGACAAUCCGCAAAAGGUUACGUCAUAUCACCUUUUCAUGAUGGGGCUCUCCAACAUUAUUGCCGGCGCCGACACCACGGCAAUCAGCCUUUCGGCAGUUUUAUACCACUUGAUUCGAAAUCCAGACUCUUUGCAGAAGCUAAGAGACGAGGUCCAGCAGCGCUUCUCGGAGGGUCUCUUUGAUGGCACGCACUUGACAUUCAAGCAGAGCCAAGAAAUGCCGUAUCUGCAGGCUGUCAUCAAAGAAGCUCUUCGACUGCACGCUGCGACUGGCCUACCGCUCUGGCGGGUAGUCACGGACGGCGGCCUGGAGCUUGACGGGCAUUUCUUCCCUCCGGGCUCGGUUAUUGGUCUCAACACUUGGGUCGCGCACUACAAUGAGGACGUCUUUGGCCCUGACGCGAGGCAAUUUCGGCCAGAACGAUGGAUCGAGACUGAUGAUAAUGGACCUGAUAUAAAGGCCAUGAACGCAUAUUACUUACCGUUUGGUCUUGGGUCGCGCACAUGCUUGGGGAGACACAUUUCCUUCUUGGAAAUGUCCAAGCUGAUUCCUCUGCUCGUGAGAAACUUUGACUUUGAGCUGGUUGGUAGGCGAGCUGCUUGGAAAACCGAGAAUUACUGGUUUGUCAAGCCGACAGACUUCUUCGUUAGGGUUGUAGAUCGUAAAUCUUGA
This is a messenger RNA of Metarhizium brunneum ARSEF 3297, 1533 nucleotides long. It is a transcript of the gene PDAT9, whose product is annotated as Pisatin demethylase. Lineage: Eukaryota; Fungi; Ascomycota; Sordariomycetes; Hypocreales; Clavicipitaceae. The record is from RefSeq and is a predicted model, not a curated record. Gene Ontology annotation, molecular function: heme binding; monooxygenase activity; iron ion binding.